This is a messenger RNA of Symbiodinium pilosum, 1689 nucleotides long. The record is from the annotation of a GenBank genome assembly. NCBI's taxonomy places the organism in Eukaryota, Dinophyceae, Suessiales, Symbiodiniaceae.
AUGGCGACGGCGGCACUUACCGCAAAGGAGUCGAAUUGUAGUCACCAUUCAUGGCCCGAGUUGCUUUCCAAACUCCGUGAAAGCCUUCAGCAAUUGCAGGCACCCAAGAUCGUUGACGGCCCAGACCCUCAUGUUGCUUCGGUGGUGUGGCAGCUUCUAAGAGAACAUCCCGAUUGCAUCGAACUGUGCGAUCUCUAUUUGGGCCGACAUGGUCAGCAAGUGGAGAGUCUGAGCCGAGAGGUUUUGGCACGCGGACCUUUUGCACACAUCGUAGAAGUCGGCGCCGGGAAAGGCCUACUUGGACGUGUUCUUCAAGAGCUGAUGCCUGGUUCUACUUUGACAAACCUUGAAAUCAACUCGGGAGUCAGCGGAUUCGAUCGCGCCGACACGGAACGCGUCGUGCUGGACGUACGCGAGUACUUGGAGGAGUAUUCGAAUCCAGACUUCCUUCGGGAACGGGGCUUCUCAGCCAGUGAGUGGCCAAUGCUCAUCAAGUUGCUGGCAGUGGCGCGGCUUAGGGUGGACCAGGACGGCAGCAGCAGCUCUGACAGUUCCUUCAAAAGCUGGCAGCGUUGGGAGCAUACUUUCGGAGGCAGGAAGGCAAUGAUCGAGAUCGGGCGUGAGGUGAGACAACUGCUGGAGGCGGGCCGCGCGAAGAUUUUGGAGCUGCAAGGCUAUUCUACGGAGCUUCUGCAAUAUGCUCCGGCACACACCACCUCUGAGAACAUUGUCAUAGUUGCCAUGAAGCCCACCUCGGCCUUAGUGGGCAUCCAAAACGCUCUCCCGAAAGUCGGGGUGCUGCUGGAGGCCCCGAGUGCCGCUGCUCGUGUGACGCAAUUUUUGAUGGAAGUCCGCGGUCAAAUCCUUGACCGGUCGGGUGCCCUCCCCUUCCUGGCUGCCUUUGCGUGCUCGGAGGACUCCGUAGCUGUGCUCGGCACGGAUGCCAUGGAAGUCGUUGCGGCCCUGCGUCAGCAUGCCCUGCUCAUGGUGCAGCUCCGUAUUGUCACCCGAAUAUAUCCGUUCAGUUUGGCAGUGGAUUCUGUGGAGGACGUACCUUUAAGCCCUGCAGGAGUGAAGCCACCCUUUCGCCUGGCAGUCUCUCCCCGGGGGCUGCUUGAGGAGAUCCUUGCAAGGGCAAAGGCUGAUGACAUUGAGCUGUCCCCACAGCGCUUCAAUGCUUCCAUCACGGUCCGACGGCUUUGGGACGGCAGUCUCGGCGUGGCAUGUUUGCCUCGCGGUUGCUGGCAUCCGGGAGAGGAGCCGCAGAGUUGGAUCGCUUCGGAUGGCGGCCAGGUGGCGCAAAAGCUGCCAUCCAUUCAGCGAUUGAGCUUCCGCCUGGAAGAAUGGCGUGACAGGCUUGGCAUCAGUUUUCGGAAUCGGCGCGUUCGCGUCCACAGCCCCCAUGCAGAAUGGUUGCAGAUCCUUGAGAAGGAGGGCAUCGAAGUGUUGGAAGGAGCGGACGUUGACGUGUUGAUAGUGGACAAUGGGCGCUCCUUCCAAAGAGGCAUCGACGAGUUCAAGCAGAGCAUGGCUCAGAUUGCUGUUGCCGUUUUGCCGGUGGCAGACUGUCGAGGCGGUAAAGCAGCACGAGCAUCGCAGCUUCUGAACGAGGUAAGCAAGGCUAUCAGCCAGACUGGAGCUCGGAUGAGUGCCCACCAUCUCUUGAGCAAUCGCGACCAAGAGCGCACG